Molecule: messenger RNA, 1438 nt
Organism: Caenorhabditis elegans
Lineage: Eukaryota; Metazoa; Nematoda; Chromadorea; Rhabditida; Rhabditidae
Gene: F36D3.1
Product: AUDH_Cupin domain-containing protein
Exons: 9
Coding region: 19-1329 (436 amino acids)
Source: RefSeq, marked reviewed
GAAAACCAAUUUUUUAAAAUGGAGAAAACACCAAAUGGCUUCAUUUGCGAAAUCAGUAAGGAUCACUUCAAAAUUUACACGCUUGAUCGUGGUCUGAUCGAGUGCCCGAAAAAAGGCGAAGAGGACUUGGAACUUGGAGCUUGGCGCGUCGUUUUUGAUGUGGACCCAUCCGUCCCUUACUGGGAAGAACAGCCAUUCAAAACAUGGGAAGACAACGGAGAGGUCUUCGUACACACCGUAGCCACAACUCCAAAUGCUUUUGCUCUUCCGCAGGAAAUUGGUGAAAAAUACGCGGAUGCCGUGUGGUCCCCGUAUCUCAAGUUUGUCAAGGACGAUGAAAAUGAUAUUUUUACCAGCGGCUGCAGAGGCGGUUUACUCGGAGAGUGUAUUUUCACAUAUGCACCAUCUGGAGACUUGCUCUUCGAAGUUAUUGAGUUCAUUGGCACUGUGUCAUUGACAGAGUGCCCCUACGCACUGGCUCCCUGGACGCUCGAAUUUAUUGGAAAGAACAUGAAAACGAUCAACUAUCCAGGACCUAAACAUAUUUGCGCCAACCCAUAUCAAAAAGUGCAUCCGAUGGAUGUUCAAGUUGGAGUUUGCAUAAAAAUCAAUGCACAUAAUCCAAGUUUCUCCGAUAAAAAAGGUUCUAAGGAAAAAGUGAUGCAUCUAUUCACUCCGAAUUGGGGAAUUGUUCGCUACACAAAUGCAAACGGACCGACUGAAACGGAUGGAAGACUUACAAGUAAUUCGGGUCUACAAAGAGUUGAUGACCCCUUGCUCAGACUCGGGAAAUGGUUUUCCUUCCAAACAAAUGACAAAAGAAGAAAGAAGAAGCAAUGGCACGAAAACGCCUACUUGAGCAUUACUGCAUCCAGAGAAGUGGAAGUUCCUGAUCCAAAAGUUACCAGAGUCGUUGACGACGGUCAAGGUGGUAAAGAAGUUGAGAUUGACACAAGUUUUUUGUUCGAUCAUGAAAUGCUCGAAGAGCCGAGUAAUAGAGAUUGUGAAGACUGGAAUUUGAGACACAAAGGGCUCAGUAAGAGAGCCCAUUUUUGGGAUUUUGAGCUCGGAAUGGUGGAGAUUUAUCCGAAUCACUCGCAGAUGAUCAUUGAGAUCAUCGAAGAGCACAAGGAGACCCUUCAAAAGACGAAUCCCGCCGAAUUCGAUCGACUCAAAAACGAGGCCAUCACCGUCGCCGGCGCUGUCCGUGUCCACAAAAAGUAUUUGGAAAACCGCAAGCACUAUCCGAAACAGGGAAUUUUUGUAUUGCACCGGGUAUCCAUGAUCUGCUAUUUGAAUGGCGGAAAAAUCAUCUACAAACAGCAAUAAAUUCAUUGAAUUCUCUCUUUUUUUUUAUCAUCAUUUUUCCGCAUUUCUGGUCAAAAUCUGGAUUGUUUUUGUUUUUGCUCAUAUUUUACAUGUCCCAUGAAUUUAUUCC